This is a messenger RNA of Schizosaccharomyces osmophilus, 1071 nucleotides long. It is a transcript of the gene wis2, whose product is annotated as cyclophilin family peptidyl-prolyl cis-trans isomerase Wis2. Lineage: Eukaryota; Fungi; Ascomycota; Schizosaccharomycetes; Schizosaccharomycetales; Schizosaccharomycetaceae. Gene Ontology annotation, biological process: protein folding; protein peptidyl-prolyl isomerization. The transcript has a single exon. Gene Ontology annotation, molecular function: protein binding; peptidyl-prolyl cis-trans isomerase activity. Bases 1 to 1071 code for a protein of 356 amino acids. The record is from RefSeq and is a predicted model, not a curated record. Gene Ontology annotation, cellular component: intracellular membrane-bounded organelle.
AUGAGCACUUUUGCCUAUUUUAAGAUCAGCAUUGACAAGAAGGUCCAACCAACGGUUUAUUUCGAGUUGUUCGAAAACGUUGUCCCGAAGACUGUCAAAAACUUUGCUUCACUUUGUGAUGGAUUUGAAAGAGACGGUCGUGAACUUACUUAUAAGGGAUCCCGUUUCCACCGUGUCAUCAAGCAAUUCAUGCUUCAAGGUGGUGAUUUUACGCGUGGUAAUGGAACUGGCGGAGAAAGCAUUUAUGGUGAAAAAUUUGAAGACGAAAACUUUGAAUUAAAGCACGAUAAGCCUUUUUUGUUGUCAAUGGCAAAUGCAGGACCAAACACUAACGGCUCUCAAUUCUUCAUUACUACUGUUCCUACUCCUCACUUGGACGGUAAGCAUGUAGUCUUUGGUCGCGUUGUUGGUGGAAAGUCUACCGUCCGUGCUAUUGAAAAUAUGGAUACCACUAGCGAUGAUCCAGUUGUUCCAGUUGUCAUUGAAGAGUGUGGCACUUGCAGCGAAGAGCAAAUUGAACCUCCUCAACCUGAUAUUACUGGCGACGCUCUUGACGAAUACCCAGCUGACUAUGAGGGCGACAAGUCUGAGACUGCUAUAUUCAAGAUUGCUAGUGAUUUGAAGAAGAUUGGCAAUACUCAAUUUGCACAACAGAAUUUGGACUUGGCUGUUGUCAAAUGGCAAAAGGCUUUACGUUACCUUGCUGAACAUCCUGUUCGCAAUGACGACUCUCAGCAGCCCGAUAAGUUUUGGCAAGAAUACUUCAGUCUGAAAUACAGUCUUUAUCUCAAUAUAGCUCUUAUUGCUUUGAAGCAAAACAAUGCCAAAGAGGUUAUCCGCAAUUGCGAUAUUGUUGUGAAUGCCGACGGUGCUACCGUGUUGGAAAAACAAAAGGCUUACUACCGCCUUGGAAGUGCUCAUAGCAUUUUGAAGAACUUUGAUGAAGCUGAAGAAUUUUUGGCAAAAGCUGGGAAAGAUGCUGGCGUCACUAAAAAAAUUGCCGAAGUUCGUCAACAAAAGCAAGAUUUCAAGAAGCGUCAACAAAAGGCUUUCUCUAAAAUGUUUCAGUAA